Rhizoctonia solani is the source of this 384-nucleotide messenger RNA. RefSeq lists its product as uncharacterized. Bases 1 to 384 code for a protein of 127 amino acids. NCBI's taxonomy places the organism in Eukaryota, Fungi, Basidiomycota, Agaricomycetes, Cantharellales, Ceratobasidiaceae. The transcript is spliced from 2 exons. The record is from RefSeq and is a predicted model, not a curated record.
AUGGCUGAGCCCGGCAGCACCUCCUUUUCCGAAGACUGGGACCGCACUACCCCUGCCCCAUCCACGCCCCCUUCCAACUCGAGGCUGCUCCCAGAUGGCACUCCCGGAGGCAGCCGAUCCUUGAGCGAUCUUAUGCGCUUGCAUGCUGAGCACGGCAAGGAGAAUCUCCAACUCAAUCCCCAGGAGGAACAGCGUCUCGAGGAGGAGCUCGCCCGAUGGGUCAACUCGGAGGAAGAUGACGAGACGUACUUUGGACGACGGUCUCUGGACGACGCCUCGGCAAGACCCCGGGGAACAGUUGAUUUGGCCGACCGCGAGGACAGAGCGAGAGCAACGUCAAUGGCCAGGACCCCAGAGAACGAAAAGAUUCGUCCAAAAUGCUGA